Molecule: messenger RNA, 1281 nt
Organism: Gracilinanus agilis (Agile Gracile Mouse Opossum)
Lineage: Eukaryota; Metazoa; Chordata; Mammalia; Didelphimorphia; Didelphidae
Product: zinc finger protein 300-like
Exons: 4
Biological process (GO): regulation of DNA-templated transcription
Source: RefSeq, a predicted model, not a curated record
GUUAUGGAGCAGAAUAGCAGUUCAGUUCUCUGCAUUAGGUUAUUUUGUCAGCUUUGGGAAGAAUGGGUAAGAGUAAGGGAGCCACUUGAGUCUGGAACACCAGUUAGUUAUCCUAGUAAUCCAAGCAAAAGAUGAUAUAUGCAUCUUUUUUAAAAAAGGUGCAUUAUUAAUGGAAAGGCAGGAGAAAUUUAAGAGACAUCUUUGAAAAAGAAACAAUAAAACUUAGCAAAUGGAUAGUGAAAGAAAAGAGUCAAAGAUCAUUCCAAAAUUUGAACCUUGGACAACCAGGAAAGUGAGUGCCAAUUACAAAAAUAGAGACAUUAAAGGCAAGGAUAAUUUUUAUGAGACAUCUGUCAUUUGUAUAGCAUUGUUAACUGAACUGAUAGGGAUGAAUAAGGUCAUCAGAGGAUGGAAUAUAUUAGAGACCAGAGGAGAAAGUAUAGAAUCUUGGGUAAGAAAUGGAUGACGAUCCAGCAAAGGAGAAUAAGAAAGCAAUUCAACAGAAAAGGAAAAAAAAAAAAGAAACAAGAGAGCAAUGACACAAGUCAAGAGUUAAGAGCAUCUAGAAUUAGGAGAUGAUUGAGAGAUGUCAGAUAAAAAAUAAACUGAGCAAAGGACUCUGGUAAUCUUGAAGAGAAAUUUUAGUAGAGGGAGAUGGCUCUAGAACUUGCUUUGACUUCUUGUUAGUGAGAAGCAUUAGAAUUGCCCACAAAGAGUAGGUGAAAAUUUCUAGACUGGUAAAUUUCGGUAGUAUAAAGCAAGUUACUCUUCCAUACGUUCCUUAUCUCCAAUUCUCCCUUUUCAGGAUUCUCUCCCUCCCAAAAGGAGAGCAUUAAAGACGAAGUAAUGACUUCUGUAUUUCUGACAACUGAAUCUCAGGAAUCAGUGACAUUCAAGGAUGUGGCUGUGGACUUCACCUGGGAGGAAUGGGAGCAACUAGACAUUGGUCAAAGAGUCCUCUACAGGGAUGUGAUGUUGGAAAACUAUAGGAAUAUAAUCUCUUUAGGGACUCAGGUUUCCAAACCAGAACUGAUCUUCCUGUUGGAACAAGGAAAAGAGCCCUGGAUGGUGAAGAGAGAAAUCUCAAAAAACACCUGCCCAGGAGAAAGACAUAAUAAAUGUGAUACAUGUGGGAAGAUUUUCAAAUAUGAUUCACGCCUAAUUAAACAUCAGAAAAUUUGUGCAGAGAAGAAAUACUCUGAAUUGAAUGACUAUAACAAAUCAUUUUUACAGCAAACCCCUCUUACUCAAAAUCAGAAAAUUUAUACUGGAGAGAAACCC